AUGCUGUUGCGGCAAACGGCGAGAGGAGCUUGCGGAGGAGUGACCCAUCGCAACCGCAAAUUGGAACUUGAGCAAAAGGCCUUCCUUAUGCCCAAAGCCCUGUGUCUUUUGGCCGGCCGCCUGGAUGGCAAACUGGCGAUUGUCACUGGGGCGAACAGCGGGAUUGGGAAGCAAACAGCCGCCGAACUGGCCAGACGAGGCGCGAAGGUGAUUAUGGCCUGUAGAAACAAAGAGCGAGCAGAGAUGGCACAGAAAUGGAUCCUCGACUGCUACUCCGAAGGAAAGCCUGAGGCCUUGACAAAGAAUGUCGCUAAUGAGACUGUCAAGAAGUGUAUCACGCCGGUGAAGCCAGAGCAGGUAGGCAGGAAAUAGGUGUGUAUCCUUAACAAUUCCUCUGCAAGUUGUAGCUCAUGAUUAGUGUACAAACCGGUCACGUGCCCAUUGCUUUUCAAGUGUCACAAGGCGGUCGGAAGGUCGAACACAUCCUUAGUUCAUAGGAGAGGUCAGUUGUGAUGCAACGUCAAACGUCCAAAAGGCUUUUGAACAAAUAAGCCCCAACGUAUCCCGUAGAGAGUAGGCUGGCAAACAUGCCACGAGCAUCAAUGCGGACAGAAAACUAAUUGACAGCUGGUUCCUGCAGCCGUCCUGUGGUCCCUAGGUCCCUAACGAGAACAUUCCCGCUUCAUCGCUCAUAACUGGCUUCACUAAUGCCUUCGCCAUGGAAUAAACUAUAAGACGAAUCCAGGCGUAGCACGUUUUUACGGUUAAGCGUUGCUGCCUUCAAAGGGUUGGUGUGAAGAGGUGAACAUGAUAUUAAAACCAGACCAUGGAGUCGUGGGGGACUCAUGUGUGUGCGCAAUGUUAAAUUGCAAAAGGACCUUUUCAAAACCGAGUUAAGCAUAACGGUGAACCUGUCAACAACAGCCCUGCGAACAAACAUCCUGCUAUGCUUCGAUGCAAUGUUGCCCGCCCCCGCCAAUAUGAAACGCGUGAUUAUUUUUGCUAUGUUCUAGUGAAAUCAAUUCACUGCAGAUUUUAAGGUAAGAUGAAGCCCGGAAUUUACAAAAACAGAAACUGACACAGAGACGAAGAACUAUUCGCCGUUAGAGACCACAAAGAUAACAGAAAUAGAAGCACAAAAGUUGUUACAAUGUGGAUCAGGAGCGUUGUUCUGAGACCAAGGGAAUGGAAGGAUUAGCCAGAAAUUAUUGAAUGAUGGAUAAGGUUUGAUAAAAGGCAGAGAAUACUGAUAUGGAUAUUUCGACAGACAAAUCCAUAUUUCGAAGAAAUCGAUCAAAUUAGAAACCCCAAACUCACUUUGUAUGAAUUCGACCUCAAACUGUGAAUGCUCAGCGAUGAUACCUACGCAACCAUUGAAGAACUAAAAGUUGGCGAAGGUGAAGGUACGUUUUUGUUUGUCCAUAAUCAGGCCAGUACGUUAAUAUAAAUCAGGGUAGCAUGAAGUAAUUUCUGAAAGUAAUGGGGGAGAGUUUAUGAUGUCUAGACAUGUUCAAACAAGGGACAAUGGUUGCGGUCUCGUCCGGUCAGGGGCAGAGGGAGGGGCUAAUGUGUCAGUGGGUUGUGCUUGUGGUUCAUCGCUGUAACGCGGCGUAUUAGGACGCAGGUAAGAACAUGCGGGGCUCAACCUUGGCCUGGGGCUUGAACAAACGCCUCCUGAGAGCACAGGUUUGGGUUGGCUAACCCUAUGGGCACCGUCGCAUGUAUCCGGUGGUGCAGGAAUUUGGUGUUCUUCGCCGACACUUUGUAGGUGAUUCGACGGGCUUGACUGAUGUCUACUCGUUGCCUCCUAUCAACCAAAUGUUCGCCAGAUAGGAACUUUUCAGUCCCUCAAUUUAACUAAACAGGAUGGUGUUCUCGCAUUUGUUUGGACAGGCACCUUGUCAUUCGACCAAAAUAACCUGUGUCACAGGAGAAAGUCAGGAGGAAGAUGCGCAUUGCAGAAGUCUGAAAGGACAGCCCAUCCUUACCUUUUAAAGCGAAGAAGCGAAGUUCUUGAGAAAAGCAGGUCUAUCUUCACUGGUUGGUACGUGGGUUCAAUAGCCGAACUCGAGAAAGGCAGAAUUUCACUGGUAAGGUCUCCUCUAAACAGCAAAGUUACUUAUAACUCCUUCUUUUCAGCUGUCGGCGCCUCCGUUUAUAAUGGAUAUCCUUGCACAUAAACGGUGUUUCUUAUGAAGACGAGUUAAUUAACCAGCAUCUCUGGAUAGCACAUUCAUCCAGGUCAGUUAGUUGUCGGAAAAUAAUUGUGAUUAGGCAAAGAAGCAUAGUGUGCGCGCCAAGACGUAGGGAAUUGCGUUCCGUUAAUUAUUAUCCAACAUGAUUUCUCAUUUACUUGCUUCGCCACUUCCGGAGCUUCCUUUUCCUUCAACACUUUCAAUGAUUUACAUGUUUGAGACCUAGCUCCUCCAUCAUUUGGCUUUAUUAGAAUUAUAUUUCUCAUCAGCUACGCUGACCCAAGUCGGUCAGUUUAGCUGCAAACAAGUCGCUUUGUCAGAAUUUCUAAUUUACUUCCAGACUUUUAUUCUUGCAGUGGGUUGGGAUUUUAUGUUUCUUCUGGCAUCACUGUAGCGUCUAGUAUAUCUAGAAAAUGUCCGAGCAAUUGCACUACAAAUAUAAACUAACUAAUAGAGAAAAUUGGGGAAACAGACGUGAACGACGCACAGAUGUUUGGUGGUGUUCGCUGAAUUACCCUAAGCCAUUAUACAUAGCCCGCACCGUACGCGAAUAGAAUCGUCUCUCCUCACGUUGUGCUCCUUGUCUUCUCCCUAGUUGCUAAUCGAAGAAGUGGACAUGUCUUCCUUCGCGUCGAUUAAGGCAUUCGCGCAACGAAUAGUUGCCCGCGAGGCGCGCAUCGACUUCCUCAUCAAUAACGCCGGCGUCAUGGCUUGCCCCUACGCGGAGACAGAGGACGGCCUGGAGUUGCAAAUUGGCACGAACCACUUCGGUCACUUCCUCCUCACUGAACUCUUGAUGCCGGCUAUCAGACGAGCGGCACCUGGCGCUCGCAUCAUCUGCCUCUCCUCAGUCGCCCACAAACACGGUGAGGUAGGUUAUAUAUAUCGCUUUAACGUGUCAUUGCGACUUUGCGUUAAGUCGCGAUUCCCGCCAUCCUUGCUUCUCAAAUGGCUACACCAGAUAAGAUUGCUGAAACGCUGGCAAUCUGAUAAUCCCAUGCUAUGUUUUCUCCUUUGGAAUAGCGAAGUUUGCAGACCCACUGGGGCUUCUUCCCAGAGCGAUAGCAAUCUUAGCUACGCUUACAACACUACAGGAGUUUUAUUAGGUUUCAAACCUUCAAACGCAGACCAUAGGCCUGACUGUCUCGGAUGUCUGACUAUUAAUAACUUUGUUCCCGAGGGUUCCAAUAAAUACCAAGGUUUUAUAUCAGUUGGAGGUUUUCCGAGGAGGCUGCUCUGCUGGAUGUGCUGGUAAACGGUGGGAACCCACAUGACCACGCUGGAGUGAAUCCAGACUCCUUCUCCGAAGACUUACAGAGUUAAUUGCUCUCUCCAACAUGCUGGUGCGUUAGCUGCGCCCUGUCUAACCGUACAUUACGCCACAUCCCGUUUACCAACUAUUUUAAAGACAUCAAGCAAUGUCCGGGACCUACUAAUCCAGUGUAGGUUACCAACCGUCUGGUGCGAUGACAGUGAGUUACUAUGUCCGUAGGUUAAUUGACAGUCAGCCUUGUGUGUAGCGGCCGACUGGUGGACUAAAAGUCAGGCGGUAAUGACGUCUUCUCAACGUGAACUCCGGCACUCUCGCGCAUGUAAGACCCAUGCCCCCACGCCCUUUUGCGCGAACUUCUGGUGCUUGUGUUUUAGAGCCAGGUCGUGCGUAUGGCACGCGCAGACAAGGUCAUUAGAUUAUGUCAGCUACUGCGCCCAUUCCCCACACCUGUCAACUGACCAGCCCCGACAGUGACUGGGGCCUGGGAAUGGGAAGAGACAGUGGGGGCGACGACUCAGCGCAUUAUCCUCACAACAAACAAUCUGAAGCGCUUGAAGCUAUCACGAUACACUAAAAACCGUAAAUUGGAAGUUUUGCCAAGAAUUCUAUGAGGUAGCAUAAAUGUUACUCAUGAUCGUUUUGUUGAGGCAAUGCUCCUCUCGUGGAAAUAGCAUACAAAGUUAGACUUCCGAGGCAAAUCUAGGCAUAAUAGGCAAACGUCAGUGGCAAUACGUCGGGCACAGAGAAUGGUCUGCAGAUUCCUUUAAUCGAACUUUUCGGGAAUGCAGAUUCUGAUAAGGAAGGAGAUAACAGUCAAGAGACAUUCGUUUCGACACGGAAUCGAACUGCCGACAUCUCGAAUCUGUUCCGGGCACACGAGUUCUGAGUUACUUCUGCAAAGGAUACAUGAUACAUCAUACUUGACGGCGCAUGCACUGCCUUUUAGCUAGUGCCUCUGCUUUCACUUAUGCUGUAUCAUUUAAUCUGUGUAUAUACCACUGGGCGCCUGUUGGCAGUUUAUGAAUAUCACGAGGUCAUUCCGCUGUGGCUGACGGAGUUCGACCCAAAUAUUCAUAUCAACUUUCGGUCUGAGUCUAGAAAGUUCAAAUCAUACUGAUUUCCUUCAGGUUAGCGAUUAAUUUCUGAGGUAAGCCACAAACCGGAACUCUCUCUGUCAAUUCUGUCGGCUGUGUGAUUUAAUCGACAUUCUCUUCUUCAGAAUUCACAGACACCAACCUGAUAUAAGUCUGAGGGGGUAGGCGCACGAAACUGUAACUGACAGCCCCUAGUGCACUUGAUGUAGUGUGCAAAUUAAGCUGGAAAUAAAACGAAAACACUUUAGUAAGGCUAAAAAACGUCUAGAUAAAAAGUAGGCUUGUUUUGCGGUUCAAGAAGAGGGGACUAUCGAUUUGCCCAUAGGGCUUGCAGAUACGGUUGGAGUGGUUAAAACGCAGAGAUUACCGCGUGAAUUGGAAGGUUGUGGAAGCGGAAAGGCUCGCGGUUCGAUUCGACCUCACAGCAAACGUCGUCUGACCUUGACGUAUCAUUUCUCCAGAAUUUGAGCGUUAAUUUUAAUGUCUUUUGUCUUCAUUGUAGAGUCGGUUAUUCAGAGGCUCCUUGCAAACUUUAUAAAACACUAUGAUUAGCAUUAUAGUCAGUACGACAGUAAAGGUCGCCUCUUUUUGCGAACGAUCAGAUUGACACCACCGACAUGAACCUUCGUGGCAAGAAGUACGGACGCUGGAAGGCCUAUGCGCAGUCAAAGCUGGCCAAUGUGAUCCACGCCAGGCAGCUGGCCAUACGUCACAAAGACGAAGGCAUCGUUGCCGUUAGUGUUCAUCCAGGAGUGGUGAGGACGGAUCUUUACAAGGGCUUUAUGGUAAGUAGCCUAGCAGACGAAAAUCAAAACUUCACUAGCAGUCUAAUAAUAAUAAUAAUUUUUAUUCAAGACCCGCAGGAGUCCGUUCAUAGCAAGUAAGAAUAACUUUUACAUUAAUUUUAGAAUUUUAGAAGAGUUAUACAGAUUUUACACAAAACUUAAUUCAUAGUUAUUGAAUAAGUAGUAUGUUACGAAGAAUGAUGACCGAGCAGUGAAAAAAACUCCUAACAUAUAAACAAAAUGAGUAUGACUGGAUUAACACUAUAGGAGAAAAAGCUAUCGCUUCUGAAUGUAUAAAAAGCAGGCAGGACCGGCCUCCAUGUGGCAGUGUAUAACGGAUUUCAUGAAGGGGUAAGUAGGCGGAUAAGGCAGGACUGGACUGUAUGUGGCAUUGAGUAAAAGGUUCGAAACCGGCAUCAUCAAAGCAGAAUACAUAUGCCGAACGAGGCCAUUCAUGUCAAAAAGGCCAAUAGAAAACCAGUCUCGAGGCGAUGGGAACCGAGAUGCGAUCGGUUACAGUCAGCUUCGAGUCCAGCCCAGGAAGGGGCAAGGGAGAUGCGACCAGGCUACUAGUAUAUAGCCAAUACAGAGGGUUCCGCCAAGAGCGUCGAUAGGGCGCAUUCUGUGAGGUGCACGUUGUAUGAACUGAAAAAUCGAAAAAAAUUAACAUUUCUGAUGAGGGACCCUAGAAAGCGAUACUACACACAAAAGAAGGAAAUGUGAGCGGAUACUGUGGCUUUGAAAGAGGCAUACCACUAGAAGUGUCCUUCUGAGGUAAAAGUCUCUGCCAGUCAUCACCUCAUCACGGGGAAAGGUAUAGCUUAGAAGACAAUAGGAAGUGAUUACUGAGCAAAAAAGCGAUAGACAUUAGUGCAGCUACAAUAGCUUCAAAGCAAUGGGACAAAUCAAUACCAACAACAUCAACAAGAAAGGCUUAAACGGAAAUCAAGUCCAUGACUUAGGAACAAAAGUUUAUACUUCCGCUUAGACAAACUUCGAGAACAGGAUAUUUAAAGCGCAUCUGAAGUCAUAUAGUUUCGCAAAUAGCAGAUGGACCGUAUUUUAAACUCAGGUGUAAUGAAUACCAUGAAGGGGGGAAUAUGAAAUCGGUGCCGAAGUGUGCCGUUGUCUAGAGAGGUAACUACCUCUACGAAACAUACCACCCUUCUUGGUUUCUCAGCAAACCAACCAUUUUUCUAAUGGAAUUACCAUUUCUUUGAAAUUUACAGUCUGUACAUCCCCACACUCGACAUUUUGCACGUGAUUAACCUUCACUGCCAGCUAUAACUUUUAGACUAUCGUCAACGGUUUAAAUUUAACUGAUAUGCGACUGUAUCAUUUAACAUCGCUUGCAUAUUGGGGCCACACUUAAGACUUUCACAGACUUUGUCGACUCGCUGCUAAUCUAAGACCAAACAACAAAAAGGAAAAAUGUCAUUUUGUUGGGUACCAAACAGGACAAUUUUGGCCGGUGUUCAUUUGUCCAACCAAAAGUAGAUAAGGUUUGUACAGCUGUACAAAGGGAAAACUGUCCGAAAACAAUUUCCUAAAGUAGUUAUAGGAAAGAUGGGAAAAUUAUUAGCUUCUGAUGAAGAUUCUGCGUCCUACACAAUUGCCUAAACCUUUGCCUGGAGUAAGGAAUCCCCCCUGAAUGCCAACGUGCAUUUCAAGGGAACCGCGGAAACGCCGAAAUGAUCCUGGCGACUGGUCAACUGCAAGAAAGUAACAAAAGUGGGGAUUGGCCUCUAUGCCAUCUUAAGGAAUUUGUCAGAGCUUCGACGUAGACAGCCCCAGUGAACUUCGGAAAAUCAUGCUGAAAUUCGAGUGUCCGGAUCGAUUCACGAAAAUGGUGGCACAUAUUACAAAAGAUGGAUCGGUCUCUGAAGCAUUCAUGGUGACAAACGGGUUGAAGCAGGAUUGUGUACUGGUACCCCCCCCCUCCUCAUCGUUAGCUUGAUAUUUUCCGCAUGCUGAUGGGCGCCUAACGUGAGGGAUGGGCAGAAAUCAACAUUGCCUAAUAAACGGCCGAACAGUUUCUCGACAUCCGAAGUAUGCAGGCAACCACGUGAGUCUGCACGAUCAGUGCUCACGCUCUUCUGUUCGCGUGUGACUGCGCGCUUAGCGCCUUGACGGAAGUAUGCCUGCAACUGAGAGGGAGCCUUCUCAACUCCGACUACUCUAACUUCAGAUUGACCACGAAGACGGAGAUGGCAGCGGUCGUGUAUCAACCAGCGCACAAGAUUAG
Spirometra erinaceieuropaei is the source of this 7592-nucleotide messenger RNA. NCBI's taxonomy places the organism in Eukaryota, Metazoa, Platyhelminthes, Cestoda, Diphyllobothriidea, Diphyllobothriidae. The record is from the annotation of a GenBank genome assembly.